AUGGCGCAAUUGGGUGCCUCGUCAUUGGAGGUGCUGCGGAAGCUCAGCAUCUCCCGAAACCAGACCGAGGAGGCUUGGGCCAUUUUUCAACAAGAGGGGCUAGAGAACCUGGUAGAUCUUCGGCACGCCUGGGCCAACGCCAGAGAUCGACGUUGGGAGCGCUUGGCCCUUCCGAAGCUUGUGACAGAUGAGUUGAUGUCCUUUUUCGAGGCAGAGAUGGGAAUCAGCUAUGGCAAGAUGCUUGUGCCGCCCAAGGAACUGUGCGUGCCCGCAGGUCCCGGCUUCACCAUGACCACUUUGGGGGGGCAGGGCUUAGCAGUCCCUCCAUCGGCCGUACGGAUCAAGCAGGUUCUGCCUGACUCCUGGGCGGAUGUGCAGGCGGUGCAUGCAGGUGACGAGCUGGUCAAGGUGAAUGGCCAGUUGACCAGUUCCUUGACGCAGCAGCAGAUCGGCCUGGCACUGCGGCAGACGCGUCCCCUGCGUUUGACGCUGGCGCGGCCCGUGACCGGCUCCCGCCCCAGCGCGGCACGGGGCUCCCAGGCGCCCAAGGCCCGGGAAGCGGGGAAGGUGCUGACGUUUGAGGCGAAGGAGGCGGAUGAACGACUGGGCUUCAAAGCAGGUGGGAAACCUCCGGGUGAAGUCUAUGUGGAAAAGCUGUUUCCCAAGCUAUGGGCCGAGAAGCAAGGCUUGCGCUUGAAAGAUGUCCUGGAGGAGCUCAAUGGACAGAGAUUGUCCGAGAUGCAGCCGGAGCAACUGGAUCAACUCAUCAAGACGCGUCCGCUGACGCUGGUCUUCCGCCGCCGCGACGGCGGUCCGGGCGACGUCGCGCCCGGCGGUCCGGCCGGCGGCCUGGCGGCGGCCGGGGCGCGCUUGGCGAUGGCUCAGAAGGCAGUGAAGCCCAAGGCGAAGGCCGAGCCGCUGGCUCCCUCGGGGCCCUUGAAGGAGAGCGUGGAUUUGGAGUUGCCGGUGGGUGAGAAGCAACUGGGCUUUGUCCCUUGGGGCUUGCCGCCUGCGCGCGUCAUGGUGCGUCAGGUUACCGGCGCGCGUGCACAGAAGGCCUUGCUUCAAGUGGGCCAUGAAUUGGCGGAGGUCAAUGGAGUGCACGUGCGAGACAUCCCCAGGGUGGAACUGGAGAGGACGCUGCUGACGCGACCUCUGAAGCUCCACUUUGUGGCCAGCGAAGCCUCGGCUGGAGCCUUUGCCGUGCCGUCCGCGAGAGACGCUGAAAUUGAGGAUGAAGAGGUGCAGGCGGGGAUUCUUGACCUGGUGGCCACUCCGGAGCAUGAUCAUCUGGGCUUUGAGACGACGAGUUCCCUGAACUUCAACGCUGUGGAAGUAGCCAAAGUUGAGCCUGGAAGCUGGGCGCAGAGGAUGCGCAUCAGGAUGGGCGAUCAUCUCUUGUCGAUCGAUGGUACUGCGGUGGGCUCCUUUGCCAGCAGCUCCCUGCAGGAGGCGAUCCGGAGCAGGGCACGAGCAAUGCGUUUGCGCUUUCGACGACAAGGCCAAAACAUUUUGGAUGAGGACCAAAGACGAUUAGAUGUGCUUGCAACGGAGGCAGAUGCGGAGCUGGGCUUUUUGAUGAGCGGCCAACCGCCCAGUGAGGUCUUGGUCUUCAAGGUCAUUCCUGGCAGUUGGGCUGCGCAACGUGGCCUUCAGGAGAAAGAUGAGCUGGUGGCUGUGGCAGGCCAACCGGUGAGUGCUCUCAGUGGCGCCGCACUCAUGCGCUACGUGCAAUCCGUGCGCCCCUUGCGUCUACGGUUCCACUUGGCGCCGGGGGGUCCGCAGCCAGCCCGUGCCAAGCCGAAAGCUGCGCCCAAAGUUGUCUCGGCUGCGAAAGAAGUGCCGGAGACCAAAGAAGCAGAGGCCAGCCCUGUACCCAAAGCCAAGGGUCGCAUGGGAAGGGCCAAGUUGGCACAGAUGUUGGUGGGCGACAUGAUGAAGGGCAUGAGCCAGGAAGAGGAGGUACCCUCCAGCCCGCCUGCUGCAGCCUCAUCGCCACCAGCUGCCGCGCCACCGGCCGCGCCACCGGCCGCGCCUGCAGCGCCGCCGGCGCCAAAGCCGGCCACACCCGCACCGGUGGCGCCGAAACCGGUGGCGCCGGCGGCAAAGCCAAAGGCGGCUCCAGCGUCUCGCCCUCCAGCGCGCGGCGUGCCGCCCGCCACAACGGGGCGGCCCUCGGAGCGUGCGCCAGCGGCGCAGGACGACUCUUCGAGUGAUGACGACGCCAUGAUUGAGAAGUCUGCGGGAACGCAGGAUAAGGACCUGGGAUUCGAGAUCGCCCCCCGCGGCAGCGGCGCAGCCAUGUGUUUCGUGGUGAGUGCCGUACAGCCUGGCGGCUGGGCACAGCGUCAACGCAUCGGUGUGGGAAACGAGCUUCUGUCCAUCGGUGGGCAGGUGGCGAAGAAAAUGAAGCUGGAGGACAUCCAGAAGAUGCUUGCGCCCGACGGAGUCAGACCCUUGCGAUUUUGGUUGCAAGCCGACAUGGGAAGCCGGGAUAACCUUCAAAUCCGAUAUUCGGUGAGAUUCUACGUGGUUCCCAAUGCGAAGGUUCCUGCGACUGGUCCAACAGAUAUCUUCGGGACCCUGUGCAAUCGCAUUUCAGUGACCGCAGGGCAACUUGAGGUGUGUGAUACCGCACUGGACUUUGGCAACCAGCUGGAGCCAUCGCGGUGCUUGAUUGAAGGUCGUGUGAUCAUGACCUCGGGCAUUCCGUACCUGCCCCCGGGCUGGGGGUUGGUGCUUGAGGUGUUUCUGAUGCUGAUCUUGCUCAGAAAGUUCGUUCUCGAAUGGCAAGUGCAGGUCAGAUACUUUGACCACCUUGUACCGCGACAGGAAUAUUUCAACAAGAACCACAUUCGGUUUGGCCUGGCAAUGCUUGUCUUGGAGGCCUUCGAUGUGGUGAUCUUCGCACUGCUGAGACCUAGGUUUCGCUUCGCCUUCAUAGCAAGAUCUGGAUAUUUGUGCUUGCUUCCAGCCGUCACCACACUGGCGCGCUGCGUGUUGGCCUGCCUGUGGGAGAUGAUCUCUGUGGCUGUCUUUCUGGUAGGCACCGUGGUCUUCUUCGCCUGGAUCGCAGUGACCAUCUUUAAGGACCUGGACCAUGGCACCAAGGGCUUCGAAUCCUUCAAAGAGUCCUUGAACUCGAUGUUCAUCGCUGGUGUCUCCGAUGAGUUUGUGGCGGUCUUUCUCAAGUCUUACACGGCAUAUCGCUUUGUUGGAAUCCUCUGGCUGAUCUUCUUAGUCAUCGCACAUGUGAUGCUGCUCAGUUUGGUGUUAGACACACUCUGUGCAGCCUACAUGACCUACUCAGAACAUAGAGCUGAGGCAACGGCUGAGCAGCGUAUCUUAGGCAUGUGGAAGGCCUUCAAGACGCUGAGCAACGCCACGGGUGGUCACGAGAAGGAGGUCACACAGUCCAACUUCAUGCUCUUCCUGCAGGAGAUCAGUACAUCGCCAAGAUCCGCUGGCAUUUCGACCGACGAGGCAGAGAUCAUGUGGCAGGCCAUUGACAAGGACCAGUCUGGCAGCAUUGACCCUGAAGAGUUUUUGGGGGUGGUUGGGCUGAUUCAGUACGACUUUUGGACAACCAGGAAAGAUUCCUACAUCAGGGAUUGGUUCCCAGAAUUGUGGGACACUCCCUGGUACAGGAAGUAUCGCACGUUCGUGGACAGCGGAGACGACUUGGAUUUGUCGGUUCUCACGCUGGACAGGUUAGUGAACCUCAUUCUGCUGGUCAACUUGGUGUUGGUGGUGGUUGAGAGCUACUAUGACCUCAGCAAGUGGCCUGAACCAGAAUGGAUGGAUUCGAUGGAGUUGAUCUUCUCCUUCAUCUACUUGGGGGAGUUCUUCAUCAAGAUCUCGGUGUUUUCCUUUGCAGAAUACUGGUCCAGCAUUUCGAACCAGUUCGAUUUCUUCACCACUUGGCUCCUCUUAAGCACCUCCAUCGCUGAGAGGUUGUUUUCCAGCGGCAUCUCCACAUAUGCCAACAUGCUGCGACUGCUCAGGUUGGUGCGCGUUGUGAAGAAUUUGAAGAACUUGGAAUCCGUUCAAUUCAUGAUGGACACGGUGUCGAAGCUGGUGGCUGCCUCGCAGGAUAUGAUGCUUUUGCUGGGCGUGGUGGUUUUCUUCUUCUGUGCCUUCUCAGUUCAGGCCUUUGGUGGUGACCUCUACGAAAACAACGAGCGCCUGGAGGGUACGGAAUACUUGGAGAAGCACAUGUUUGUGCUGAACUUCAACGACAUCCCGUGCGCCUUUGGGGUUUGGUUCGUGAUGUUGCUCUGCGAGUACGAGCCCAACUUUCCCGAGGUAGUGGCGCGAACCUCCUCGAUACCAUUUGGCUGGAUGAUCUUCCCAGUUUUCUACGUCCUCGGUGUGAGCAUUGUCUUUGAGUUGGUCAAGGCGUUCACCAUUGAAGUCUUCAUGAGCCUCAAGCAACGUUGGGAGCAACUGAAGCGGGAAGCGAAGUCCCACGGCGAUGCAGCCGAGGAUCUAGGGCUGGACAUGCAAACCUUUACCCAGGCCUUUCAAGAGAAGGGUGAAGUGCUUCACUGCCGAGUCUCAGGGCAUCCGUCGCAAGCCGCGAUGAUGCGCGAGGCGAAACACCGCCUCUUAUCAGGUGGUCACAAUAAGAACCCUCAUGGGCAUGGUCAGAAGACACAGAGCUUGGCGAGUGGCAAUGGGGAUAGGACAUGGGAAGUGACUUCGUUGCUACAUGGCCUUUGUCCGAGUCAAAUCUUCCAUGGAUCUAUGACGUAGCUAUACAAAAGAUAGAACAAAGGCACAUGAAAUCAUGUGUGCCGUGGUCAAAACUGGGAUAGUUUCCACACAGUUGCUG
Messenger RNA from Cladocopium goreaui, 4834 nucleotides. The record is from the annotation of a GenBank genome assembly. NCBI's taxonomy places the organism in Eukaryota, Dinophyceae, Suessiales, Symbiodiniaceae.